This is a messenger RNA of Trichechus manatus latirostris (Florida manatee), 13676 nucleotides long. RefSeq names its product syntrophin beta 2 (gene SNTB2). Gene Ontology annotation, molecular function: structural molecule activity. The transcript is spliced from 7 exons. Lineage: Eukaryota; Metazoa; Chordata; Mammalia; Sirenia; Trichechidae. Gene Ontology annotation, cellular component: dystrophin-associated glycoprotein complex; intracellular anatomical structure; synapse. The record is from RefSeq and is a predicted model, not a curated record. The coding region runs from base 6629 to 7705 and encodes 358 amino acids.
GUAGCUUUUAAAAGGUAAAGCUAAUGAAACUUUUCUGUCUCUUGCAUAUAAGUACAAGUACAUAAACACAAAGUACAUAUAUGAAAAUUUUGCAACCUGUAUCAGAGAAUUCAGAAAAUAUUUAAGCUCAUUCAGGAACCUAUAUAAGCGUUAUGGGUUCAUGAAUUCUAUAAUUCACACGAAGUAUUUUCCUAAAUCCUCAGAGUUAAAUUUUCUAAAGUCAAGAAGUAUUUAACUGAUAACUUAUAGCUUACAGUGACAUUCCUAGUUGUCAUACUGAAACAAGUCUGGAUUUUAUUCUACAACUAAAGAACAUGUAAAUGAUGAAUAAAUCUUUCAUAAUUUUAAAGAAUGAAAUCAAGUGUAUUUCAAAUAAAUGCAGAUACAUAAUGUGGGAGAUAUCAUGUCUUCUCUAAAAUGUUUCUAAAGCUGUAGUCAACAUUGUAAUAAUUGCAGAUAUGCAAGUGUAUCUGCUUAAUACAAUGAAAGAUUUUUAUAAAUAAUUUUAUCAAUUAAACAUGAGUAUAAAUUAAAUACAGAAAGGGGAAAAUACUGAUAUGUGUGUAAGGUUAGGACUUCUUGAUGAAGAAAUUUACUAAAUCUCUGUUCAUUAGAACUAUAUCUAACUUUUCUUAUAAUUUUUUUAAAUGUCGUAUUUAUUUCUUUUAUUGGUAUAUUUAUUUUAUGUAAUUAUGUAUAUAUAACUUUAGUAUAUAGAAUUAAUACAUACAUAUAUGUAUUAUGUACAUACCUAUAUACAUAUGUUAUCUACAUAAUUUCAUAACAGUUGUUAGUGUUAUCUUAGUUUCUUGAAAUGGAUUAGACUAUUAAAGACCAAGGAGACAUCAAUCCAAAACCAUAAUAGCACAAGGUCCACUGCAUACUCAUAACAGAAUACAGUGCAGUGACUUGAUGUUUAAUGGAAUAUUUUAAAACAUAAAUUUUAUGCUUGACCCUUAACGUUUUCAAACCCCAUUGUCCUCCCAUUAGAUGUCUCAAAACUUGGAAAACUGCCUUAACGUAGCACAGUGACGCUCUUUUGUGAUGUGGGCAGGGAAUUCCAGGCAUGCCCUUGCCACCUCCAUGCCAAGGAAAACUGUAGUCUCUGGUUGCCUGUGGUUAGGGAACUGAGCAAAAAGGUCAUUUUUUUAUCACAAGGAUAUGUAGGGAUUGUUCAUUCAUUCACUGAUUCGUUACACAUUUAUUCAACAUCUGCCAUGUACCAGGGUUUAUAGGAUUUUUUCAUUGGCUAAUUUUUGGAAGAAAAUUGCCAGGCCUUUCUUCCUAGUCUGUUUUAGUAUAGAAGCUCUGCUGAAACCUGCCCACCGUGAGUGACCCUAAUGGUAUUUGAAAUACCAGUGACAUAGCUUCCAGCAUCAUAGCAAGCCUUCACAGUACUAAAAACUGACAGGCAGGUAGUAGUCUGUUAUACCCAAGAUCACCAAGAGUUAGAGUGACUCAAAGGUAACUAACAACCUUGUGCUAGAGGCCCUUAGGAAGCUUAGAGUUGACAUAAGAGAGAGAUAAGUAAAUACAUACAGUAAAGGGCUUAAAGUACCUCUGGAGAGGGCACAUCACAAAGGAGGUAGAGGUCUACGUAGAUCCUUAGUGGGAAUCAGAAGUUGCAGAUGCCCAGGAAAAGGCUGAUGAAAAAGUUGAAGCUUAAAGUGAACCUUCCGCUAAGAAGAGAUUGCUGCACCAGUAAAGACACAAGUGUGAGACCUUAAGAAGUUAUUCUGCCUAGUGAGGGUUGAAUACAAGCAAGGACUUCGUGAUCAGACAGACGUGGGUUUGUUUCUGGCUCUACCAUUUGUGGUAUCCCUAGCCAAGUUACUCAACCUUGCUAAACCUUAGUUUCCUCAUCUAUAAAAUGAGGAUGGUAAUAAUACCUCUCUCAAAGGGUUGUUAUUUAUUGGACAUCAAUUUAUGUACCAGGCACUUUUUUAGGAGUUGAGAACCCAGCAAUGAACACAAAAAACCAAAGUCUGUUUGAGGAGAGUAGGACUAGGUCAUGAAGGUAUGCUGUGAGUUAACAGACACAGGCAAAAUGGCCAGGCUAGCAAGUUGUUAAGACCCAGCACUCCAUUUACCUGAAAAGAAAUACAUGCUAAGAAUAAGAAUUGUUUUAGGUGAACAGAUUAAGAAUGUUUUUGUAUUUCCUGGAUGCAAACAACUUUUUCUAAUUGUGUUUUGCUGUUUUUUCUGCCAUCUCUUGAAUAGGCCAACUUUUUUCUGUUUAAAUUUUGCAUUUAGUUUCCCAUCCCUUUGAUUUUUUUCCUCUUCCUUCAUGCUCACUACUCAACCUUAAAACUUGCCGGUAAAUGUGUACUUGUAUUUUGGCUAGUGACUGUUAGCAUUGAUAUUAAGACCUGCAGAUUAAGUAGCCUUUGUAGUAAUAAUGCAGAUUGUAAGCAUAAAGGAGUGACUCUACUCACCUAUCAGAUAUUGUAUGUUGAAUUUACUGUCCUUUGUGCUAGAAAUAGGGUCUAUUCUGAAAGAUUCUAGAAUUUAUAUUUUUAAGGCUAUAAAAUUGACUAAAUGAAUUAGACUACACAUCAAAAAGUGUUCCAGAGGAGGUUAGGGAAAUGAUAUCAAGUGUUCAGCUUGAGGUAUGAUAUUUAAGGAAAGAUCAAUAUUUUUAAGCAAUUCUCACUGGAAUAUUGUUGAAAAUCAUAUUUUAUUGCAUAAGUAUGAUUCUAAAGUAUUGUUAUCAAAUCUUUUGAAAAAAUGAUUAAGUAUGUAGAAGAGGUAGCCUGGCAUGAAUUUAACUUCAGAAUUGAAAAUAAUUUUUGUAUCCAGGGUAGUCCGAGAUUUUGAGUGUCAUAUAUAAUAAGACUUCUUUGUGUGUGUCAGGGGUCAUGUAACAAAUACUGCUGACAUUAUUAGGCUGCUAAGUUAAAGAAGCUGGUUUGGAUUCCUGCACUAACCACUUUCUUCAGUAUAUGUUGGGCAAGUUGAGAAUUUCCUAGGGAAAAUAUUUUGCAUUUUGUUUGAGAUUUUACAUGUAUAUUCAUUAAUCUGUCUCUUAAAGGAGAACUAAAUUGACAGGAUGUUUGUGUUUUUGUAUUUGCUUCUUUUUGUUUAACUAAACUCUUUAUGUUUCACUUGAAUGAUUAGAUGUGCUUACAUGAGAAUCUAUAUCUUUAUAACCAGAUUAUUUCUUAGAGAGUCCCCUUCAUGCUAAAAUAUGACCCCCAAGUUAUUACCAAAAUAUAUGGGAAGUUGAUUGAUUCUAAUACAGAGUGGUUAUGAAAAUUCUAAGAAUGUUUUCAGGGACCAUAACCAGACUUUAAUUUAGAUCUCAGCGAUAGCCUCCACUGUUGUGUUCCCUACUGUGUUGUCCUUCCUGUAUAAAGGUUGCUCUACUUUGUGACCAAAUGUGUGCCUUUGUACAUAAGGGGUGAGGUAUAUGUGACUGUGGAACAGUGUUCUACUGUUCUGAGCUGACGGUUCAAGGAGCCAGUCAGCGUCAUUGGCUAUGCUAGCACUUUUUUAUGUUAUACUUUUGUGUGGAAAAUGCAAGCAAGUGGCAUUACUUGUUGUUCGCUUACUUAGCAUGCUGUUCUAACUGAACAACAAAUAAUGCCAUUUGCUUACAUUUUCCACAUAAAAGUACAACAUUGCCUUACAUUUUUAUCAAGAUUAUUUUUUGCAUAUCUAUAUAUUUUUGUCUGCAUUUUCUCAUUUGAUCUUUUCACAGUCUUUUGAGGUGAGUGGACUGUUUGCUUUACAGAUGAUUAAACUGAGAUUCGCUGAGGUUAAAUGACUUACCCAAAUUCUGUUAGAAUUUCUCUUGAUUUUUAGAGGGGAAAUUUUAAUGUUUCCUUUGGGCAAGAGGGAAAAUCUUACCUGGGAUUUUUAAAAAUGUAAAGCCUUAUCUUACAGUUGACAAAUUAAAGACCAGAGAAGUUAAGUGACAUGCUUAAGGUCACCUAAUAAAUUAGUGGUGGAACUUGGACCAAAACCCAGUCCAGUGCUUUCUCCCCUGUGCUGUGCUACCUCCAAUCAGUCAGUCAGAUCUUUGAGCAUCUCCUGUGCAUCAUCAUGUUGCAGUGUACUGUGAGAGAUCAGUGUGCAAAAGAAUUUGAAGAUGGUCCCUAUCAUCAAAGAACUCAGAGUGAAAUUGAGGUGAGAAAAACUACCACAUAGAGAAUAAUUGUUAAAAUGUGUAGUACUGACUCUUCAAGAGUUCUCUGAAGGAAAUGAUCAAUGGGGAAUGGAAGAGUUGAGUAUGAUUCAUGGGAAAAGGAGAAGUUUAUCUGAGGUUUGAAGGACUGGUUGCUUCUCCAUAGAUGGAGGGAAGACAGGCCAAGUAGAGUUCCGAAGAUAAGAUAGUGAGGAGAACAGCUAAUUGGAAUGGAUUUGGGAGAAGAAAAUAAAGUUGGGAAGAUAGAUUGGAGCCAGAUUAUGGAAUGCCUUGAAAGCCAGCCAGAGGAAUUUGGACAUUUUUCAUUCUGUCAGGCAGACUUUAUUAAGCACCUACUGCAAGUAAGGUGUUGUAGUACAUGCUGGGAAUUCGAAAUUGAGAGUAAUCCCUGCCCUUUAGGUAGUAAGGAAACAAUUAUUUCAGUGCUUUAAUAGAAGUGAGAACAUGGCGCCCUGGAAGCAGAGGUAGAAGUACAAAGGAGAUAACAUGUCAAAGCAAGAAAGUGGUAAGUAGUGAUGUGUUGAAAGAAGUAAUUCAGCAUGGGUAAGGUACAGGAUGUGUGUGCCAGGAAACCAGGCUAUAAAUGAGGGCUGGAAUGAGAUUAUGAAGGGCCUUGUAUGCAUUGCCAAGCAGUCGUCUCCAAGUGGCGUUUAUAUUUAUUCUUUUUUAAGCUGAAAAAGAAAGUGAAAUUGAGCUUUAUUAAUAUUUAAUAUGUAGAUGACGCUGGUUAUCUCACUAAAUCUUAUAAGACCAUCCAUGCCAUAACACGUUUGGUUCACGAGGUGAUGUCCUGAGGGAAGAGUGGAAGCUUCACAAAGCAGAGGGGUUAGUAAUGGUGACCUUAUCAUACUGCAGCUUAUUACAGUUUACUUGAGCCUGGUUGAGUGGAUUUAUGUUACAUUAUAUGCUUUUAACUAAAUUAAUCUUCACAAAGUGGACAAGUAAUUUACAGAUUUGCGCAAAGAAACCAUGGAUUAAAGAUAAUUCUAACACUGCAAGUAAAUAAGAAAAAGGUAGAGCUCCCUUUCUACUCCUCAUGGGAGUUCUUUUUCACAUCUCAAGGUAAUAAUAUCUGUCAAGAAGUCAGCUGAAAAAAGUAAUAUUUUCAAGAAGACUAUUUGAAAUAUGGAUUUAUAUACUUUAUCAUUAAUAAUGAACUUCACCCUAAGAGUAUAUUGUACUUUGAGUUAUAUAGUAGCUAAUGAUAGAGUUACUUCAUUAGGUAUAUUUUAAUGUAUUUAUUUCAUCUUUAUCUCUUUGUUUUUUAUACGUUUCAUAAGAUAUAUGCAUUUAUAAAUAUUUAUAGAUUGAGUAUACACAGAAGUGCAUACUAAAAUUUUUACUGAUAGGUGUGUGCUGUCAAAAAGUUUCAGAGACCACGGCUAUAGGCAUGGGAGCCACCAGAGUGCCUUAAAUGAGGGUGUCAUGUUUUAGAAAGUUCAGCGUAGCAGAUAGAGUGUAGGAGCUCAAGACAUGAGAUAAGGGAGAGCAGUUAGGAGGCUCUUAUGAUACUAUAAAGACAGUGAGACUGGAUAGGACAGUUUAAAGCUGAAAAAUAUUAAGGAGAUAGAAACAACAGGACUAGACUAAAUGAUCAGUUUGUUUGGGGGCUGAGGGAGAGAGAAGUGGAGGAUAACUUUCAGAUUUCUGGCUUCAAAAACUGGGUAGACUGAAACCAAACUGAGUGGGGAAGGGGAGGAACUAGUGUUUUGGGUAAAGAUAGAAGUUUGGUUUUGGACAUGUUGAAUUUGAGUUGCUGAUGUGACGUCCUCAUGGAAAAGGCCAGUAGCAGGUUGAAAGUACAGGUCUGUAGUCAAGAGAGAUGUCAGAACUAAGAUGAAGAUUUAUGAGAUGUCAAGGUAGAGGUGGUAAUCGAAGCCAUGAGUGUAGAUGAAGUCAUCAAGAGAGAGUACAGAUUAAAAGAGAAGGAGAACCAAGAUGGAACCCCAACAUUUAUGGCAAGGCUCGAGGAAGAAGCGUCUGGAAAGGAAUGGUGGGAGCAGUAGGAGGAGAGUCUGGAGGAAAUGGUGCAGUGGAAGUCAGGGAGGCAAGAGUUUCAAGGAAGGGGAGGUGAUCAGCAUCUUCAGAUGCUACAGAAGCCAGGAAAGUUGAGAACUAAAAAGAGUACAUUGGAUCUGAUCAUUAGUGAACAAGAUUGUUGGAGUCCUCGGUAAGAUCAUUGUCAGUGGAGUGAUGGAAGCAGAAGGCAGUGAGUAGACUGCGCUUUAAAAAAGUUUCUCAGCAAAAUAAAAGAACAAUUGAAUGAAGCAUCCAAGGAAGAUUUUGUUUUUGUGGCUGUUUUUUUAUUUUAUUUUGUUUUGAAUGGGAAAGAAUUGGGUCCUAUUUGUACAGCAAGGAGAAAAGGCCAGCAGAGAGGAAGAGAGGUUGAAGAGACAGGAGAGAGGACGAAAACUGAUGCAAUCUGUUUUUUGAGCCAGGAAGUGACAUGAUGAGAACAGAAUUUUUGGUUGGCAGCAGUUGAUGCAGUGGAUUCAAGGCAGAGGAAAGACCAAAGUCAAGUUCAUCCGGGAAGUGACACCAUAUAUCAAGAAGCCAUCAUUAGUAUCAGAUCUGCCAUGGGAAGGCGCUGCUCCCCAGUCACCAAACUUUAGUGGCAGUGAGGACUCUGGUUCUCCAAAACACCAGAACAGCACCAAGGACAGGAAAGUCAUUCCUCUCAAAAUGUGCUUUGCUGCUAGAAACCUGAGCAUGCCAGAUCUGGAAAACAGAUUGAUAGAGCUACAUUCUCCUGAUAGCAGGAACACCUUGAUUCUGCGAUGCAAGGAUACAGCCACAGCACACUCCUGGUUCGUAGCUAUCCACACCAACAUAAUGGCUCUCCUCCCACAGGUGUUGGCAGAACUCAAUGCCAUGCUUGGUGCAGCCAGUACAGCAGGAGGCAGCAAGGAGGUCAAGCACAUUGCCUGGCUGGCAGAACAGGCAAAACUAGAUGGUGGAAGACAACAAUGGAGACCUGUCCUCAUGGCUGUGACUGAGAAGGAUUUGCUGCUUUAUGACUGCAUGCCGUGGACAAGGGAUGCCUGGGCAUCACCAUGUCAUAGCUACCCUCUUGUUGCCACAAGGUUGGUUCAUUCUGGCUCUGGAUGUCGAUCACCCCCACUUGGAUCUGACCUUACAUUUGCUACCAGGACGGGCUCUCGGCAAGGCAUUGAGAUGCAUCUGUUCAGGGUGGAGACACAUCGGGAUCUGUCAACCUGGACCAGGAUACUUGUUCAGGGUUGUCAUGCUGCUGCUGAGCUGAUCAAGGAAGUCUCCCUAGGCUGCACAUUAAAUAGCCAAGAGGUAAGACUCACUGUCCACUAUGAAAAUGGGUUCACUAUCUCCAGGGAAAAUGGAGGCUCCAGCAGCAUACUGUACCGCUACCCUUUUGAAAGGCUGAAAAUGUCUGCUGAUGAUGGCAUCAGAAAUCUGUAUUUGGAUUUUGGUGGUCCUGAGGGAGAACUGACCAUGGACCUACACUCUUGUCCGAAGCCGAUUGUAUUUGUGUUGCACACUUUCUUAUCAGCCAAAGUCACUCGCAUGGGACUGCUUGUGUGAGCAGCACAGAAUCAGAAAAGAGCCUUGAAUGUCUCAAGAAGUAUUUCCACCUCAAGAAAAAAAAAAAAAGCACAAAAAUGAAAGCUCUUUGCUCUCUCCUCCAGCACAGUGCCUUGACAAGGACCUGCAAAUCGCUGCUGAACCACAACCAUGUUUAAAGAAGAGCCUACCUUCCACAAGCUACCUUGACCAGACAUUCUAGGACCGCUAAUAAGCUCCAAAAGGAAGCUGUUGAUUUACGUUUUUAGUACCAUUAUGUGGUUUAUAAGUAAUUAGGUUUAUUUCCCCUGUUAAGAAGAGUGGCUCAUUACUUUUCUUUUUGGACAUAAUCAAAUAUCCAAGAGUUGUUUUCUUUUUUUUCUUCCUGUAGGAUUUGUUUUGGACAUAGCCUUGAUCUCUUGUUUAAGACAUCUAUCUAUUCCCAGGUAAUAGUCUGCAGUGGCUAGUUGCUUCCUGUUCAUUCCAGAUGGGUCAUAAUUUUAUUGGAGUUUACUAUCCUCACUUGUUCCUUUCACCUUGUGACGUCCUUGAGUGUGCAUCACCAGGGUGUUUUUCCAUGUCCUGGCUCUUGCUACAUCCCACUCUGGCCAUCACUUUCCACCUUAUCAUAAGCUGUGCCACUCAUAAGUCCUAAUGUUAGGACCUAGAACUUGCAAAAUUUUAUUUGCCUUGCCUUCUACUCCCUUUCUAGUGGUGACCAAAUUAAAAAGCAGGUUGGAAACCACUUCUUUGCCAGACAAGUUUUACUUGUUUUAGCCUCUUCUGAUUUUAUCUUAGGUAGGAGCCAGGAAAUGUUGUAAGGUUUAUUUUAAAAGAAAAUUAUCAUUUUAGCCUAAGCCAUUUUUUAUUGCUUACCAAAUGUGCCUUUGGUUAGGGAUAGUGGAGCUUUAUUAGUGACUAUUUGAAUAACUGGGUAUCACUGCCAUUCCAGGGACAUCAUCUAUCCUAGUUUUGAGGAAUUAAGUCUUUGAGGUAGGUUUCCUUAACUUUCUGUUCUAGUUGGCAAAUCCCUUUAAGGAAGACAAAUCCUGAAGAGCCAGCUUGUUUAAAGAGUAGACUUUGUGGGUGAAGCCAGCUCUUCAGCACAGACAUCAUGUUGAGUUGCUUUGGGCUGUGUGAACCCAUGUGGGUUCUUGUCCCUGGCCCUCUCCCUUUGUGGCAGCACAAUGGCAUAGACAAACAGCUGCUAAUUCAAGACUCAUUGUUGGCUCAGUAACACAUCCUACACUGCGCAAGGUGAUGAGACCAUAGAACAGCUACCUGGGUUUUAUUAAGCAUUACUAGAUGUCAUCAUUAGGACAUAGUAGCAGUUAAGAUUAUUGAUUUUGAAUUAUUAGAGAAUCACACUUUUUUUUUACUAAUUAUGAAGGAGGUAUAUAUCCGAAAAAUGUUUAAAAUAGUAUAAUGUCUAUAUAAAACUUCAAGAUUAGCACAGUUCUUGAACCUGAAAGAAAAGGUCAUCUGACUUGGAUGGUCUUUAUGCUCUCUGAAGGAAGGUCUAGGAGUAGUUCUCAUUUUCUAGAUAUAUCACAAGUGUCAGAAGAGGAUAUGAACACUGUGGAGGGUGGAAGAGGGUAGCACUUCAAAUAAGAAAAAAAAACCACACAACUCUAUAUGUAAAACUUGAGCUGUUUGAUUUGAGUGCAGACUGAUCACUAGGUGAAGCAUGAGAAAAUGCAGACCCAUGAGCAGAGAGUUCCAGUUAGUUCCAAUUCCAGAUGUAGUUGUAAUAACCCCAGUGUCUUCCCUUUGCACCUGUCAGUUGUGCUUCCCCAUGUACAGUGAGCGUAACAAUAUACAGAGGUUGGGGAGAGACAUCUCUUAUUCUCUCAGCUCCAUAUAAUUUUAGAAGGCACCAAAACGAUUUAUCUGGUUCACUUAAAAUUGCAGAAAUUAAAAUCUAGACUAGAAUAUGUUUGUCAAGAGCUUUUUAUAUUUUGGGAAUUCAUAAACCUAAUUUUGGUUCCAUCUGAGAUAAGUUUGCAAAUCAGGGAAGAAAAACAUGCCUUGAAGGUCUAGCUGUGGAUUUCUUGAAGCAGGAUUUCAACACAUAAUACUUUCAGAUAAGGGAGUUUAGCCACUCUUCUCAGUGAGAAUAUCAUUAAUAUGAGAAGUUUAACCAUGCAGUCACAGACAUCAGCAGCAGAGCCAUUAGGUUGAGAUUUUCUGUGUUGUUAUGAAAGGCUAAGCCACCGAGAAAAUUUGUGGGAGGAACUUCUGGAGCCACCCUGCUCACUAGUUUCAUGAAAAAGAUCUAUUAAAAAAGCUGUGAUUAAAAUGUGGGCAGGAGAAACAAGGCAUGUAUAUAUUUCUGCUCAUUUUGCUCAAGCUUAAACUGUCAUGUUUAACCAAGGGCCAUAGGGUUUUUAAUAUCUUUCAUAUCUUUUGAAUCUUGAUAUGAAGUGAAAGUAUAUGGAAGUGUUUGCUUUGUCCACUAGCAACCCCAGGAGUAAGAGCCCUUAAGCUGCUUGUUUUUACAUACUUUUAAUAGCUUUCUAAUCAUGGAUGACCAGGUUGUUCUUCAAUUAAGUUGUGUUUAUGGGAUUUUCAAACCACAAAUGAAGUGCUUUUUAUGAAUGGGACAGCCUGGAUAAGUAUGUAUUUUGUAUUUAGAUGCCAAAAUAUGGCAAAUUAUUUUCAAAUGAAAACUAAAAAUUGUCAUUUUUUAUAUACCACCUCUUUUAUAGAACUAGCUAACUUUAAAUUUAUUUUUCAUUUUGAAUUACGAAAAUUUUUGAGGAUGUUGUGGGCUUUCCGUGUGUUGAGUGGAAAGAAAAUUGCCGAGUAGUAUUCCUUCAUUCAGAUGGACCACUUCCUGUGCCCGCUGAGAUCUGGGGCCUAGACAUCUUCUCCUUAUUCCACACAGAUGCCUAUAAGCAGCCGAUUGGUAUGUGAAAAUUCUUCCUCCUGUUUCCCUAAAACUUCUCUUCAUCUUUCCAUAAAAAAAAAAGGAAAGGAAACUUAGAAAGGAAAAGUUCAGUUUUUCUUUUUCUGAAAAAGGUAAGUCUUUCCUCAAAAGCCAUCAAAUGAACCUUACCUGGAAACUAGCAUCUAAUAUUUUAUAUGAAGAAAUACUUUAAAGUAUGUUUAUACAGUAUUUAUUAGAUAGUUGUAACUGUAAACUCACCUACCUAGUAGGCAGAGUUUCAGGUUAAACAUUGGUACAUGUACAGGCAAUCAAAAAUAAUACUUUCAAUGUCAUUCACCUAUUUGAAAGUCAUGGUUUAGCACUUCUUAGGCCAGGUAAAGUCUGAUAGUGCCUGUUUCUGUCAUCCGUACUUUUGCAAACUUUGUUGCUGAAAGUUACUGCAUGGUAGGAGAGAUACUGACUUAUUUAUUUCUUAUAUUUUUAUAAGUGAAAAAAAUCUCUAACAAAUGGCUAAAGUUGUUUCUGAUUGUUUUCUUAACUUAUCCUCCUAAGCAGAAUGAUAACAAAACUUUUUUCAGCUGAUUAAAUUCACUUAGCUAAGCCAAAAUUUAUUCUUAAAAAAAUUAAGCUGUGUGGAAUCUGGACAAGAUUAUGUUUCUCCCAGAAAAACAGGUUUCACUGUAAAUGGGUUUGAUUGACAAGAAGUGUGACCACUUUUGAGAAAAGGUUAUGAUGGAUUUUUAAAAUUCCACGAGAACUUCCAGGUCUUCUUGUUUAAUUUAUAUGCAUGUGGUUAUAUUUGUAUAUUUUCAAAAACAUGGAAGAAUCUCUGUCCAUAUUUUUUAAUGCAAAUUACCUUGUAAGCUGCUAUGCAAAUUCUCUUAAAAGCCCUACCUGCUUGAAGAGUUAAAUAUUUUUAAAGCUUUCAGGGAAGACCUGUAGACUUAAGCACUUUCUCUACUUUUUGUAUCUUAUCUUGGACACUUAUGCUGAGUUAUGUUCUUAUUAUUUUCACUGGUUAUAAGCUGUUGAUUGUACAUAAUAUUUAAACUAUCCAAAAUAGCCAGCAUACAUUUCCAUGUCGCUGCCAUCGGUGAUUGAGGCUACAAUUGAAGUGGCUGGUUAGAAAGCCAAAGGUCUUCUUUUUUCGAUCCUUAAUGAAGAAGUAAAAUGCCAGAUCUACUUAGUCCCAAAGCAAAUUGCUCUGGUAAGAUUUCAGUGCCUAUAUAAUGAGAAGAGACUUAUUUAAUUUGGGGAUUCUGCUUAGACUUUAAGUUGAAUUUGACUAUACUCAUAGUCAUUCUUUUUAUAUGUCUAUCAGAUAUGAUAUUAUGUGCCAGGUGGUAUUAUAUUUGACCUUGAAUUUGGAGAUCUCUUUCCAUUAAACUUGAAUUGUUAUUGUGGCUUUUUUUUUUUUUUUUCCCCCUCCUGAAGAUGAAAGUAGAGGAAUCAGCCGUCUUCUUUUACUUUCUCUCUGCCCUUAUUUUAAUUGUGUGGUAAUCUAGAAUUAUUUUGACUUUUCCCAUACAGUCUUUAAAAAAGAACAGCAGCAGACUGCUUUUUUUUUUAAUCUUUCAUUGUGCUGGCUAUAUAGACAGUAAAUGUUUGAUGAUAGUUCUAAAAUAGUUAUGCUGUAUAACAGAAUUAUGUAUUUUUGAGCAGUGUAGGAAUUCCUAUGCCAUAAUGAUUGAAGUGAAAUUUAUUUUAAACUAGUAACAGACUGCUUAAGUGGCUGAUUUAAAAUUUUUUCUCUAAAAAAAAAAAAAGUGGCAGAUCAGUGAUAUAAGUCUGUUCUAUUAAAGGAUAGAAUUUCAAGUUAAGGUAAGGUACAAUAAAUAGGCACAUAGAAUACAUCUGUUUUCUUGUCUCUUUUUGACACUAGUUAAGCUGCCAACUGGAAGAAUGGUUGUUAUGUAUUAACUUGAAAGACUAUUGUAACAAGAUACUGUAUUUUCUUCUGUUUCUAAAUUGAUAAACUUGAGCUUAAUUGCUUGCCACCUCUUCUUUCCCACUUUGGAUCACUGAACUGAAGCAUAUUCUAAUUUUAAAAGUGAAUCUAUAUUUGAUGCAGUGCGUAAAUAUACCUUUUGCAGAUGAGUGCUUGCUCUCCAAUGAACAUUUGAUUAUAUGCAACAAAAUCUACCAUAUGAACAUUAAUCCUUGAAUUGCCCCAAAAUAAAUUGGUUAAAACUAGAACGCUAUAAUAGAGAAACGAUACUUCAUUAUAUUGCAAGAUUCGGUAUCCUAGUAGAUUUCUAUUUUCUGAGUCCUCUAAGUACCUUUCUCAGUUUUGCAGUAAUCUUACCUCCAUGUCAUUGACAUAAAUGCUUGUUUAGUUUUUGAGUCCCUCUUAUCCAAGUCACAUAUAUAUACGCUUGGAAACUGAUUGAUCUAUCACCUCUUCCAAAGUGAUAGAAAUCUAUUUUGAAUAGACAAAAGGUUCUUUGGGGACUUGAAGAAAUAUUAAAACUGCAAGUCUAAUUAAUGGCAUUAAUUUAUGUAUUCUUUCAUUUAAUAAGAAGUAAUGUACAGUUCUGCACCAGGCACUCUGAAGGAUCCAAAAGAAAGUUCUUGCCCUCAAGUAGCAUAUAAUCCAUUAUUUGAUAAUCGUGGCAUGCCAUUCAUUUAUCAAUCAGUGAUUAAGUAAUUAGCCACUUUGUAUUUUUACCAAAGUAUGUCUGCAGUUCUGUUUAUCUGGACCUGGCAAACUGGAAAGUGUUUAAAGGGAUGCUGAGACUUUGAUCCAUGCCAAGCACUUUAGUUUGGGAAGGAAAGUAUUGUUAGUAAGAUAAAUCACAACAACAAAAAUUAAGCUCUUGCCCAAAGUGGAUCAUUGGGAAAGUCUUUUUUUUUUUUUUACAAAAUGCUCCACUAAACAGCAAAGCUAAGUGUAUAUUUCAGCUAUCCCCUAUUUAGAAAUUGACCCAUUCAUUUCCACACUAAUGUCCUUUAAACAUCUCAUGUGCUAAAAGUUCUUACACGUGGUAGAUAGAAUGUUUCUCCAUUAAUGAUAGAUCAAAGUGAAAAUCUUUUAAAACUUAGCAAAAUCCCACUUAUUCUAGAAUACUCUGGCAUUCAAAUUCAGUAGAAAAGACACCUAAA